CUACGAAAGCGCGCGUGGUUAUCCAUUGCUUGACGUCUUCACACGCCGCUUGAUCGGUCCACUGCUAUGUCUUUGGACCGUAAGGCAGCCUACGUGACCUUGCUGACGAAGUCGAGCUAUCUUCCCGGCGUGCUGGUCCUUGACUACACCCUUCGAUCAGUGGGAACAUGUUACCCGUUGGUUGUAAUGGUGACACCAUCGGUGCCCCAGGAGUGUAGGGAUGUCCUCGCAAGGAGGGACAUACAACUAAGAGAUAUCACGGCCCUUGAGUCUCUGCCAAAUGUCCAUUCGUUGGCAACUCACGAUGUUAGGUUUCGCGACACUUGGACAAAGUUAAGAGUCUUCGAGCUCGUGGAAUUCAAACGAGCGGUCCUCCUCGAUGCUGACAUGAUCGUCAUGCGCAAUAUGGACGAGCUGUUUGAUAUUGAACUCCCCGAGGACAGUAUCGCCGCCACUCAUGUGUGCGCAUGCAAUCCUAGGAAAUUGCCUCACUAUCCUCCUGACUGGGUACCAGCGAACUGUGCUUACACCCCUCUGGUACACCCGUCAGGUUCGACAUCUCCAACCAAGAUAACCAAAGACAGCCCACGCCCUCAUACGCAACUAAAUUCGGGUCUUGUAGUAUUAAAACCUUCCCUCGAGCUCGCUCAGUCUGUGUACACUCACCUUCACACCUCGCCACUUGUUCCAACUUGGUCAUUCCCCGAUCAGGACCUCCUUGCCGACUUCUUCAAGGGUAGGUGGGAACCGUUACCUUGGAAGUACAACGCCCUCAAAACGUUGAUGAUUAUCCACAAACCACUGUGGCGUGACGAGGAGAUCAAAUGUUUGCACUACAUCUUAGCGGAUAAGCCGUGGCAGGCCAGGGUUCCCCAAGAUGGGAAGGGUGAAUGUGACAAGUGCAAUCAGUGGUGGUGGGAUCGGUUCGAAAAAUUGGCGGCUGAAAUGCAGGAGAACAAUGAGGACUGGGAACUAGUACUAGCGAAUGUCGCAAAAUGAGGAUUUCUGUACACGCCUGGCUGAUGAAAGAAAGAAACGUGCCCAGAAAUCACCCACAGGACAAAUGCUGUAGAGUUGCGAAGGGGGUUUGAACCCAGGUAACGCAAGAUAAAAAAUCAUGUCAGGAGUCCCACCCGUAGCUUCAUGGAUAAUCCACACAUCCAGGGAUUGUUCCACUUAUAACUCCAGCAUGCUGUUUUCGGGUUUCGCACAUUUACGCUUUUCUAUCCGGCCAGUUCGCGGACACCUCAUCGCCUGCCAUGACAUUGGUU
Molecule: messenger RNA, 1271 nt
Organism: Pisolithus orientalis
Lineage: Eukaryota; Fungi; Basidiomycota; Agaricomycetes; Boletales; Pisolithaceae
Product: glycosyltransferase family 8 protein
Exons: 5
Coding region: 67-999 (310 amino acids)
Molecular function (GO): glycosyltransferase activity
Source: RefSeq, a predicted model, not a curated record